AUGCUGCGGGGGCCUCGGGCCCUGGCUCCGGCAGCCGGGCCACCCCCAAAGGGGCUACCCGCGAUGAGCCCCACGGAGCUGUGGUCGCCGGGCCUCAGCAGCCCCCAGCUCUGCCCGACCACCACCUACUACACCCAGAUGUACCCGCAGACUGUGCCUUCCGCUGCGGCGCCCGGCACCUGCCUCGACGCCACCCCCCACGGACCGGAGGGUCAAGCUGUGCGAUGCGUGCCGGCUGGCCGGCUGCCGGCCAAAAGGAAGCUGGACCUGGAGGGGAUCGGGAGGCCCACGGUCCCUGAAUUCCGGACUCCCAAGGGGAAGUGCAUUAGAGUGGAUGGCCUCCCCAGCCCCAAAACCCCCAAGUCCCCUGGGGAAAAGACUCGCUAUGACACAUCGCUGGGGCUGCUCACCAAGAAAUUCAUUUACCUCCUGAGUGAGUCUGAGGAUGGGGUUCUGGACCUGAACUGGGCUGCUGAGGUGCUGGACGUGCAGAAGCGACGCAUCUACGACAUCACCAACGUGCUGGAGGGCAUCCAGCUCAUCCGCAAGAAGGCCAAGAACAACAUCCAGUGGGUAGGCAGGGGACUGUUUGAAGACCCCACGCGGCCUGGGAAGCAGCAGCAGCUGGGGCAGGAGCUGAAGGAGCUGAUGAGCAUGGAGCAGGCCCUGGACCAGCUCAUCCACAGCUGCUCUCUGAACUUCAAGCACCUGACGGAGGACAAGGCCAACAAGAGACUGGCCUACGUGACGUACCAGGACAUCCGUGCUGUGGGCAACUUUAAGGAGCAGACGGUGAUUGCGGUCAAGGCCCCUCCGCAGACCAGACUGGAGGUGCCUGACAGGAGUGAGGAAAACCUGCAGAUACAUCUGAAGAGCACCCAGGGGCCCAUCGAGGUUUACCUGUGCCCAGAAGAGGUGCAGGAGCCCCACAGUCCUGCCAGGGAGCCCCUUCCCUCCACUUCCGCCCUCAGCCCCAGCCCUGACUCCACCCAGCCCAGCAGCAACAGCGACCCUGGGAUCACGGAACCCACGGCAUCCUCAGAGCCAGCACUGACAUCCCCGCAGGUCCUGCCACCGCCCCCGCCGCCCCUUGUCCCCCUGGAGGCCACGGAGAACAUGCUGGAGCUGCCGCACCCACUGCUGCAGCAGACUGAGGACCAGUUCCUGUCCCCGACGCUGCCCGGCAGCUCCCCUCUGAUCAGCUUCUCCCCGCCCUUAGACCAGGAUGACUACCUGUGGGGCCUGGACGGCGGGGAGGGCAUCAGCGACCUCUUCGACACCUAUGAUCUCGGGGACCUGCUGAUUAACUGA
This is a messenger RNA of Budorcas taxicolor (takin), 1311 nucleotides long. It is a transcript of the gene E2F2, whose product is annotated as E2F transcription factor 2. Gene Ontology annotation, cellular component: RNA polymerase II transcription regulator complex. Gene Ontology annotation, biological process: regulation of transcription by RNA polymerase II. Gene Ontology annotation, molecular function: RNA polymerase II cis-regulatory region sequence-specific DNA binding; protein dimerization activity; DNA-binding transcription factor activity, RNA polymerase II-specific. The coding region runs from base 1 to 1311 and encodes 436 amino acids. The transcript has 7 exons. The record is from RefSeq and is a predicted model, not a curated record. Lineage: Eukaryota; Metazoa; Chordata; Mammalia; Artiodactyla; Bovidae.